GGGACACUCUUGACUACUUUAUUGUUAAUGGGUAAAAGCAAGUCUUAACCCUAAGCCACAGCAAUUUAACUUUUUGACGCUGCACGCAAUGCAAAGCCACAAAACACAGCAAUUUCAUCGAAGGAAACAAAUCAAAUUCACUCUCUGCCUCCCCACAACUCCUCCCACAGAUGCAGGCGUAUCGCGAUAACUUCAAGCAAACGCCCUGCCCAUCGGCCGUCGACCUUCAGACGGCGGCAUCGGUACCACCAUCCGCACCCACCGCUUCGCGCCUGCCCUUCUCGCGUGGCCAACGUGGGCGUGACCCAUCGGCCAGUGCCGCCUCUGUUGCCGGUUCCGGCGUCCUCACGCCCAGGAUGAUGAGUCCGGGUCCACCGGGUGGCGGUGGGGGAGGAGCAGGAGUAGGUAGUGGCGAUCCCUCGGCCCUGCUGCGUCAGAACCAGGAGCUGCGCCAACGGCUUGCGGAUGAGUCGCAUAGCUACCGUCGACGCCUGGACACCUACAAGCAGGCACAGCAUAAUCAGGCGAAUCUGGUCAGCCGGCUGCAGUCGAAGAUCCAGCAGUAUCGCCAGCGAUGCAGCGACCUGGAGGAGCGCAUGCACGAGACCAUCAAACCAACAGCCGGAACGGGACCUAAGCUGACCACGGGUCCCACCACCAGUCAGGUUCUAUGCUCCACAUCCCUGACUCUAGGUCAGAGCAGUUUGCCCUGUAGCUCAUCGCUCGACUCACCGCCGCCCAGCUGCAGCCGAGACUAUGUCCACGAUGAUGUCCUUGCCACCGGUGGGGGUGGCGGUACUGCUGACCUGUGCCGCAAGCUGGAGGAGGAGCAUCAGCGCUGCGAGCAGAUCAUGGCCCAGAACAGUGCACUGCGUCAGCAGUUGGAGGAGUCCAAUCGCACCAACGAGGCUCUGACCAACGACCUGCAGAAGCUGACCAACGACUGGGCGGGUUUGCGCGAUGAGCUGCUAAUCAAGGAGGACGAAUUCAAGGAAGAGGAACAGGCCUUCAAGGACUACUAUAACAGCGAGCACAACCGCCUGCUUAAAAUGUGGCGGGAAGUGGUGGCGGUGAAGAGGUCCUUCAAGGAGAUGCAGACGGCCAUGAAGGCGGAGGUGGCCAAGAUGGGCCAGGAGAUCAACUGUGUGGGCAAGGACAUUAGCGGCUCCAAUGCGGCAGUUGCCUUUGCCCAUCAGCAGGCCAAGCGGGCGGCGGAUGAGGAGCUCAAGCAAUCCCAGCGCAGCAACGACGAGCUGCAGAACCAGCUGGCCACGUUGAAGGUGCAGUACGAGAGCGCCCGCCACGAGAUCAUGGAGCGCGAUCAGCGGCUGCUGGAGCUGAUGAAUCAGCUCAAGAAGCUGGAAGACCGCUGCGCGCAGGCGGAGUCUCAGGCCGCGCUGGCCAGCCGCUACAGCGACGAGAUCGAACGUCUUAACAAUUCCAUGCGCGAGAUUGCGCAGGCUGUUGUCCAAGACGCUGAGAUCGCAGAUCGCGAGGCAGACGCCGAGGUCACCGGCGGGGCCAUGCAGCACAUGCAUCUGUCGCGUGACGCCGCCGCUGGAGCAGGCUCGGCCAGCACAGCCGGUGGUGGUGGUGGUAAAUCCCCGCGUCGCAAUUCGACUCGCGCCUCACAGGCUUUCGCCGAGGGCACCAUCUCAGCCGUGCAGGCGGCACUCCACAAGUACCAGCUGGCCCUCCACGACAUGCAGGUGAAGUUCCAGCACUCCAGUGAGACGUUGCGCACCACCAAGGCGCAGCUGGACACCAGCGAGGGUACCAAACAGCUGCUGACCACCAAGAUGCAGCAGCUCACCGAGAAGCUGGACGCCAGCAACUCGAAGCUGUCGGAGCUGCUGCAGGAGCGAGAGAGUCUGCAGAGGGGCCUGGACGAUAUCCGCACCCAGAAGCAGCAGUCUGAGAUGGGACGUGCCGAUAUCAACAGUGCGUUUGAGAAUCUGAGCGGAGACUAUGAGAAGCUUCAGCUGCAGAAUGGAAAACUUCAGAAACGCAUCGAUUCCAUGGAGGAGGAUAAGAAGGCCGUGGAGCUGGAAAUCCAACGCAUUCUCAAGGACAAAAAUAUCACCGAACUUAACUUGAGAUCCGAGGAGGAUCGCAGCAGUCGCCUGAGGGAGGAGACCAUCUCCCUUCGCGAGGAGCUCAACCGGGUGAGCCUUAACCGAGAUCUGCUGGAACAGCAGCGCAUCGAGUCGGAUAACCUUAUCAAUCUGCUCGAGAAGCAAAAGUCCGAUUUGGAGUACGACCUGGAUAAGCUGCUCCUGGAGAAGUGCGAUCUGCAGGAGAAGCACGAGAAGCUGUCCAGCAACAGUUGCUCCACCACCGACGAGCUGAAGAGCGUUCAAGGCUGCCUGCAGGAGGUGCAGGAGGAGCGCAAGAAGCUGCGACUCCAGUCCGCCGAUCAGUGCAAUGAGAUCGGUGAGCUCAAGAAGGAGCUGGCGGUGCUGGACAAGGCAAGGCUUGAGCUGGAGACAGAUAACCUGUCUGCCGGCGAGAAACUCAAGUGCUUGCAGUUGGAGAAGGAGAAGAUACUGCAGGAUCUGGCCUGCGUCACCCGGGAUCGUGGCGACAUCCACAACCAGCUUACGGCCAUGUGUCGCAAGAAGGAAGCCUUGAACGAGGAGCUAAUGCGAACUCGCCAGCGCCUGGAGCAGACCACCGAGACGAACAACCGCCUGAACAGGAACCUCGAGGAGAUGGUCAAGGAUGUGGAGGAGAAGCAGGUGGUCAUAGAUCUGCACGAGAAGGAUACCCAUCGCCUAAACGAGCUAUUGGCUGCUCUGCGUUCGGAGAAGGAGUCCCUUGAGUCGGUGCUCUUCGACACUAACACCUCCCUGGAGGCCACCGAAGAGCGACGCAGCCAGUUGGAGCGCGACCUGCAAGAAGCCCUGGUGCGGGAGGAGUCCCUGAAGAACCACGUGGCCCGGCUGCAAAAGGAUCUUGAGCAGUGCCAGCGGAAGGCACAGGAAACUAAGACGCAUCUCAUCAACGCAGCCCGAGCCGUCGAGAGUGACUUCAACCAGAAGAUUGCCAAUCUCCAGACUGCUGCUGAGGAUGCGGCCAAGAGGCAUGGCGAGGAGGUGCUUCAGCUGAGGACUGCCCUCGAGAAGCGAAUGCAGCAAGCUCUGCAGGCCCUGCAAACGGCCAAGGACGAUGAGAUCGAGAAGUUGCAGGAGCGUCUGGCCACCUUACAGGCCCAUCUCGAGAGCCUCGUCCAGCAACACGAGGAGGCCCUUAUUCGAGCCGAGAGCGAGAAGCAGCAGGCCUUGCUAAUUGCGCACCGGGACAAGCAGGCUGUGGCCGAGCGCCUGGAGGCCGUGUCCAGAGAUCUAAAGACCGAGCAGGAGGCCCUCGACCGCAGCCGGCGAGAAGCCAAUGCCAGGGAUGAGAAACAGAGGGCGGGAAUCGCACAGCUAAAGGAUGAGAUCGUUCAGAUGCGAACCAAGGAGGAGGAGCACAGGAUUAAACUGGAGGAGUGCAUCCGCAAACAAGAACUGCAGCUGAGCAGCAUCCGGGAAGAGCGGGACACCCUCUGUCGGGUCAGCGAGGAGCUGAAGAUGGAGAUCCGGCUGAAGGAGGACAAGAUGGAGGGCACCAACAACGAGCUGCAGGACGCCUUGCGCAAAUCUAAGGAGGCUGAGGGUUUCAUCGACAGUCUACGUAAGGAGUUGACAGACAGCCGCCGGCAACUGGCGGACAGCAACAUUGAGCGGGAUAAGUACUCCGGCAGCAACAAGGAGUUGCGUGACCAUGUUAAGCGAGUGGAGAGCGCCAAGCGGGAACAGGCUCGCGCCAUCGAGGAGGCCCUGCAGAAGAUCAGCAAUCUGGAGGACUCGAAGAACUCGCUGGAGAACGAGCGCACUCGGCUGAGCACCAUACUUAAGGAGACAGAGAAUCACUUCACGAAGACCACCCAGGAGCUGAAUGCCACAAAGGCGCAGCUGCAAAAAGCCCAGGUGGAAUUCGCCCAGAAGGACGAGGGCGGCAAGGAGCUGCAGUGUAAGCUGGUCGCUGAAGUAGAGCUAAAGGAGAGGGCUCAGCAAGAGCUCUGCCAGAUCAAGAAGCAGCUGUCCGACUUGGAGGCUAAUCUCUGUGCCACGCGCCAAGAGUUGGGACGGGCUCGUUGCCAGAACAACCAGGAGGAGCACCGCUUCCAUGCCCGCGAGCAGGAAUUGGCCCAGCGCUUGGAAGAGGGUCGGGGCCGAGAAAAACGGCUGGAGGAUCAGAAGCAUAACCUGGAGGUCUGCCUGGCCGAUGCCACCCAGCAGAUACAGGAGUUGAAGGCCCGUCUGGGCGGAGCAGAAGGACGUAUCCGUGCUCUGGAUGAGCAGCUGUCCUGCGUGGAGCUCCACAAGCGGGACACGGAGCAGAAGCUCUCCUCGGUGGUGCACACUCUUCGAAGAAUUGCCGGUAUCCAGGUGGACGGUAGUGUGAAUCUGUCCCACCGCUUGCUAAGUCCCUCACGGAGGUUCAGUCCAUCCCGCAGCUGCGGAGACUACGAUGCAAGGAGCACUUCGCAGUGCCCCGAUGGACCCAUUGAUGUGGACCCAGACCUGGUGAGGAAAGGAGUCCGAAACCUCAUGCACCAGGUGGCUCAGCUGGAGCGGGAGAAGGACGACUACAAGUCCCAGCUGGGAGCAGCAAAGAAGCAGCUGCAAGAUGCCGCCGAGCAGCAAGUGAAGUGCGAUGCCAAGCUGGGCAAGCUGCAGGCUAUGUUGAGGAAUCUCCAGGAGGAAAAGAGCAACCUGGAAACGGACCGUAAGAUGAAGAUCUCUGCAAUACAAGCUCUGGAGGAAAAACUUAAGCACCGCAACGACGAGCUGAUGAUGCUACGGGAGCGCUUAGCACAAACGGAGAUGCAGUUGGCGGCAACCUCAGAGGAGAAUGCCCAGAAUGAGGAUCGUCUGGAGAAGAGCCGCCAGCAAUGCGCUAAGUUGGAGAACGAGAAGCGUCAGCUACAGGAAGAACUGGCCAAGGUAGAGGGCAGGGCUAGUAAACUCGAUCUCCAGCGAGUGGCCAUGGAGGGUGACCUUACACGCCUUCAAAUGGCGCUUCAGGAGAAAGACUGUAGCAUCCGUCAGAUGGCCGAGCGACUGGAGAACCAGAAUAGAGCCAUGACCCAACUGGAAGAUCGCUGCACUGCCCUUAAGUCCACCGUGGAUCAACUGAAGGAGCGGCUCCAAAAGGCCGCCGUGAGCGAGACCCAGCUGAGGGGCGAACUGAAGACACUGCAAAAGGAGCUCUCCGAGCAGGGUCACUGCGCUCAGGCCAACGAGGACAAGGUAAAACUCUUGCAGAAGUCCCUGCAGACCACCGAGAACGAGAAGCGUAUCCUGACCGAGCGCCUGGACAGCGCCCAAACCAAUCUCAACGAGCUGCGUCGCAGCCAGCAAGCCCAACUGGAUGGCAACCAGAGGCUGCAGGAGCAGGUUACCGAUUUGGAAGUGCAACGCUCUGCACUGGAGUCCCAGCUACGCAUCGCCAAGUGGAACCAGGAGAGCGGCGGCGACAAGCCGCUGACCAACGGGAAUGGAGGCGGGGGCGAAGAGGAGCUCAGCAGGCAGCUGAAGUCCACGCAAAGGGAGCGAUCAGAGCUAAGGAGCAAGUUGCAGACAUUGCAGGACAAGGUCAAGCAGCUGGAGUCCGAGCGAAAGAGUAAGUUUUCCGGCGGAAACGCGUACGAUCGGGCUGAGAAGAACAACUCCUAUUACGGAGGAGGGGCUGAUUCCGGGGAAUUCGAUUCCAAUCGAUACGAUGGAGGCAAUGGGGGCACCGGUGGAGGAGGCUCCUUCAACUGUGGCCUGGAUCACAGUGUGAUCGAGCAGGAGACACGGGAUCUUCGGCUAAAAGUGCGACGCCUGGAGACGCUACUAGCGGAGAAGGAGUCGGAGUUGGCACGUUGCAAGGCGCGCAUGAAUGACAGCAGCAAAUGUGUGGAUGGCAUGGACUCGGAUCGCUACCGCAGUGCCCAAAUGCACGCAGAGAAACUGCUCGACGCCAGGGAGCAGUCGCACCGACAACAGGUUCUCCGGCUGGAAAAUCAGAUUUCCAUGCUGCGCGAGCAGUUGGCGCAGGAGGCUAAGAGGCGACAGCAGUAUAUACUGCGUAGCUCGAAGGCCAAUCGAGAGAUGCAGCACCUGAGGAGUACUCUGGGUGAUUCCCUGAGGAACGUGUCCCAGCAUCCGGUGGAUGCCCAUCUCCUGGAGAGUGAGAGCCGGCGCCUUGACUCGGCUGUCUCGAUGAGUUUGCCGCCAUCAAGCUGCAGGGACUACGAUCGCGACUAGAGAGAGCUAUGUGAAAUUUGAGAUUUUGUUUAAACUUGAUCCCGCCAAGAAGAAGACGUAA
Messenger RNA from Drosophila serrata, 6360 nucleotides. RefSeq names its product ciliary rootlet coiled-coil, rootletin (gene Root). The record is from RefSeq and is a predicted model, not a curated record. Lineage: Eukaryota; Metazoa; Arthropoda; Insecta; Diptera; Drosophilidae.